Molecule: messenger RNA, 867 nt
Organism: Diuraphis noxia (Russian wheat aphid)
Lineage: Eukaryota; Metazoa; Arthropoda; Insecta; Hemiptera; Aphididae
Product: zinc finger BED domain-containing protein 6-like
Source: RefSeq, a predicted model, not a curated record
AUGUCUUCGCCAAACACUGAUAAUACAGUAUUKAAUAGAAAACGUAACAAAUUAAGUUUUAGUGGAGGAUCUACUGGAAAUUUGUUGAGACAUUUGAAAACCAAGCAUCCAACAAUUCCGAUGCAGAGAAACGUCCAAGUAAAUGAAUCAAACUCUGAUAUUAUUAAUGAUCCAAAAUCCUCAACAUCGACGACUCAAAAUUCAUCUGGACAACAACCAUCUUCAGUAGCAACAACAUCAACAACAAUUAUUAGACUACAUAACAAGCAACAAGUCUCUAUUUCAAGCUAUAUCCAAAAGCCAAUACCUAUGAGUAAAUCAAAAAUGAUUGAUCARCAAUUAGUAAAAAUGAUUGUGAAGGAAUAUCAUCCUUUUAGUGUGGCCGAGGAUAUAGAAUUUCGUAAUCUUAUUAAAAUGUUAUGUCCAACUUAYGUUAUUCCAUCAAGAAAAACAGUAACCCAAAGUUUGAUGCCUCAAAUGUUUGAUAUGACUGUUGAAUGUGUGAAGGAUACAUUAAGAAAUGUGGAAGCUGUGUGUUUGACUACAGAUGGGUGGACAUCUAGAAGUAACCAAAGCUUUAUAUCAGUAACAGCACACUAUAUUGACCCAAAAAACGAGACACUUGUUUCAUCAGUAUUAUUAGGCUGUAUUGAUUUUGAUGAAAAACAUACAAGUGAUAAUUUGGCUCGUUUUUUAAGAAACAUUGUUGAUGAAUGGAAUUUAUCAAAUAAACUUACUGCUGUAGUUACUGAUAAUGCUGCUAAUAUUAAAGCAGCAAUUAGAAAAUGCAACUGGAGAUGGUUAUCUUGCUUUGCACAUUCCAUAAAUUUAACCGUUCAAUCUAGCUUUAAAUGCAUAGAGGACUAA